This is a messenger RNA of Scheffersomyces stipitis CBS 6054, 858 nucleotides long. RefSeq names its product tRNA methyltransferase. Gene Ontology annotation, molecular function: tRNA methyltransferase activity. The transcript has a single exon. Bases 1 to 858 code for a protein of 285 amino acids. NCBI's taxonomy places the organism in Eukaryota, Fungi, Ascomycota, Pichiomycetes, Serinales, Debaryomycetaceae. The record is from RefSeq and is a predicted model, not a curated record. Gene Ontology annotation, biological process: tRNA methylation. Gene Ontology annotation, cellular component: cytoplasm.
AUGUUAGACCCGUUUGACCAGAAGAAAGUUUCUAUAUUGAAGGAGAUCUCGUCCACCAACGAAGACUCUCCCGAUGCUUCUCCAAAGGGUACUAUCGAUGAGCUCUGUAUUCCCAUAAUAGAACUUAUAAACUCGCACAAUGAUAUGGUGACUACUUCUUCGUGUUCAGGAAGAGUAUCAGUUUUCCUUGAAGGGAUCAAGAAUGUGGGACAUGACGAUACAAAGAUCGGAGCCAAAGGUAACCAUGGUAGAUGGAUCUUUGUCACUCACGACGUGAAUCAGUUAAAAAACUGGGAUAGUCAGGUUGAUUUUCAAUACGAACAAAGUUGCGAGUUGGAGAAGUUAGACAUCACAACACGCUAUAUUCUUUUCAAGUUUGAGCCUCUUAUACUUCAUGUAAAGUGUAGAGACUUGAAGCUGGCUACUGCCUUAUACACUGCGGCCAUGAAUUGUGGGUUCAGGGAAUCAGGAAUCGGAUCCAAUAACGUUGUAGCUAUCAGAAUAUCCAUCAAGCUUGACACUCCCAUUGGGUACUUGAAAGGAGACAGGUUGGUUUCCGUUGUGAGUACUUCGUAUUUGAGCAUGUUGACAAAACUUGCCGAGGAUCGUUUCAAAGAGAAUGCUAAGAAGAUAGACGAGUUGUACAAGGCUAUAUCUGGAUUCAACCAAGUUGAGAAGAUCGAUGAGGUUACAGAGACAAAAGAACAGAGACGAGAACGCAAAAUCCGGGAAGGAAUGGAAAUACGAGAAGCAGUUAGAUUACAGAAGGAGAAGAAACGAAAAGAGAAGGAGCAAAAGCAGCAAGAGCAACAGCGGCAAGAGGAGUUGAACAAUAAGAUAGAGAAGUUGGCUAUCUAG